This is a messenger RNA of Rhodofomes roseus, 663 nucleotides long. RefSeq lists its product as uncharacterized. The transcript has 2 exons. Bases 1 to 663 code for a protein of 220 amino acids. The record is from RefSeq and is a predicted model, not a curated record. Lineage: Eukaryota; Fungi; Basidiomycota; Agaricomycetes; Polyporales; Fomitopsidaceae.
AUGCGUCUCUCAAGCCACCUCCCUCUCGCCAUCGUCGUGGCCGCUGCUUCCGUUGCGGUCGGACGUCCUGUUGAUGACUACGUGUACACUGCACGCAGCGAUGCCGGGUUGUCGGCGCGCGACCUCCGGGUCCUCAAUCUCUUCAUGCGCGAGUAUUUGCCGCUGCCGGGCCGUAGCGACCCUGACCUCUACCUGUUCGCUCGCGAUGAUUCCGGCGUCGCAGAUCUCCCGCAACGGGAGUACUUCGAGCCUGAGCUGGUCGCGCGCGGGGCCCUCGACCAGCCCAAGCGGGAGAGCUACAAAACUUGGGAAGAGUGGGACAGUGCGAUGCGUGCAUGGAACGCUCGGAUGGGGAAGCUGGCCCACGCGACGCAGAAGGCAGUCGACAAGCAUGGGACUAGUGCCCAGCCUCAGCGGCAGGACUACAGGACGGCGGAAGAGUGGGAUAGUGCGAUGCGCACAUGGAACGCCAAGAACAGGAAGUUGGGCAACGCGGUGCAGAAGAACGUCAACCAGGCGGUUACGUCGCAUAACAAGGAGCAAGCGAAGAAGGCUGGAUCGUCGUCCAAGAACGGCGCACUCAAGAAGAAAGUCGGGUUUGUUGGAAAGCUACUCGGGAAGAAGGGAAAGAGGGGUGUAGUGGAGAUGUGGGAUCUCUAUUAG